UUUAAUAAGUUUAUACCUAUUAAGAAGAAGAUUUAAACUGUUAAAUUGCAUUAUAUUGUGGUUUUAAUAUUGACCAAUAUACGAAACGUACAAAAUUUGUGUCCGAAAUGGUAUAAUAAUAUAGGGAUCCGUCGUCUGUAGCAAGAAUCCUGGCCACAUGUGCUACACCUGCUGCGUGGUGGCCUGAGGUCCCUGGGGUGUAUAGUCUUCCAGUUGUGUGUGUCCUGGCUCUCGCCUCCCACAGGUGACGCCGAGUGUAACCUACCAUACAGGCCAUUUAUCUGACAUUACUUGCAGCAGUUAUUUCCGCUAACAGUGAGCUUUCCCCAGCACACUGGACCAAAGGCGGGACCAAAGAGCCAAAGCUCAACCCCCUCGCAAGGACAAUUAGGUGGAUACAGGUCCCCCUUCUGUCACCUGCCAUAAUCCAACACCAUAAACAAGCCCAGCAAGAUUACUGCCACUUGAUGUCAUCUACAAUGGAGCCACUAAUUGAUACGAUAAUAGUAUCAUCCCUCAAUGCUGGUGCUGACUGUAUCCAGGUUUAUGAUGGCACUACUGGAACUCAGUUAAAGAGCUAUCGUGGCCUCCCUGCUGCACCUUCAACACUGUGCUUAGUUGGGCAUGGAGCAUACCUGAUGGCAGCUCGGAGAGAUAAACCAUUCCUGCAAGCUUGGCCCAUACAUCGUCAUGAGGCAUUACAGAUAAGACUUGUUGUUCCAGGAAGAGUUAAUGCUAUGGCUGUCAGUUCCACAGGUUCUAAAUACUGCAUCAUUGGUAUCAGUGAAAAGCUGUAUGUAUAUAAAUUAUUGUCUGGUCGUCUCAUUGGUGUUGCUAGUCGCCACUAUCAGCCUAUCACUCGACUAGUAUUCACUCCUUGUGGCAACUAUUUUGCAUCUGGUGGAGAGGAUGGCUUUGUUUAUUUGUGGAGCUUGGCCAGUUUUAUUGAAGCCUUACACAAGUAUGAUGCCCCACAGGUGCAGCCACACUUUAUCCUUGGUCAACAUUCUGACAAAGUGACAGAUUUGGCCAUGACAUCAUUUGGCAUAAGAGGAUUCCUCGUAUCUUCAUCAUUGGAUCACACUGCUAGAGUGUUUGACUUGGUGACUGGACGUCCAAUGUACAAUCUGGUUACUUCUGGCGGUGUGACAAGUGUAGCAUGUAACACCUUAGGCUCUCAGUUGUUCUUGGGUCACAAUGAUGGUACGGUCAACAUAGUGAACUUGCUGCCUGCCCCUCCCCAUGGAGAUGUUCAAGUUACCAGUAGGGGAGUUGAGUGUCACCAAAAAGCUGUGAAAUGUUUAGCCGUCACUACUUCUGGUAAUCAGCUUGUCACGGGUGGAGAUGAUGGUGAAGUCAAAGUUUGGUCCGUUAUCAGUGGAGGGCAGGGAACUCUUGGAAGUAACAAAGUUAAUGACUCCCACAUAGCACUGCAGAGGGUGGUGCACAUGGGUCGGGGCCCAGUUACCAACCUAUCCAUUGUGCGCACUGAGAGAGAGACACUAACAACUGCAGAACUGGACAUAAAAGAAGUCAUUGCACCAUUUAGUCAAGACCAUUCAUCUCCAUUAGCUGUACCUACUAUAGUUCCAAUUCGAGGACGGGGAAAACAGCAUCUCCAAGAAUUGGAUUUGAUUAAUUUUACUCCAGAAUUGAGUGUCCAACAAAAUGCAAUAUCGGAGGGAAUUUCAGGGACCAAUGAUGAUCUUCAAAGCAGCAUCAACCAGCUUCAAACAGCAAACACACAGCUCUUCAAGUUUGCUCUCAGGCACAUUAUUGAUGAAGAGAGAGACUUGUGAAAAUCAAUUUAUUUUAUUAUUUAUGUAAUUGUAUAUGCAAUAAAUUCAAAGUUUUGAA
Molecule: messenger RNA, 1857 nt
Organism: Procambarus clarkii (red swamp crayfish)
Lineage: Eukaryota; Metazoa; Arthropoda; Malacostraca; Decapoda; Cambaridae
Product: WD repeat-containing protein 18
Biological process (GO): DNA-templated DNA replication; rRNA processing
Cellular component (GO): nuclear pre-replicative complex
Molecular function (GO): protein binding
Source: RefSeq, a predicted model, not a curated record